Molecule: messenger RNA, 2939 nt
Organism: Catharus ustulatus (Swainson's thrush)
Lineage: Eukaryota; Metazoa; Chordata; Aves; Passeriformes; Turdidae
Gene: CAPG
Product: capping actin protein, gelsolin like
Biological process (GO): barbed-end actin filament capping; actin polymerization or depolymerization; actin filament severing
Cellular component (GO): actin cytoskeleton; cytoplasm
Molecular function (GO): actin filament binding; phosphatidylinositol-4,5-bisphosphate binding
Source: RefSeq, a predicted model, not a curated record
AUGGGCUGUACUCCUCGCGGUGCUUCCCCUUUUGGCCCUGGUGCCACCAGCCCGGGGCUGCACGUCUGGCAGGUGGAGCAGCUGCAGCCAGUGGAGGUCCCCAAGGCCACCCUGGGCAUUUUCUUCUCGGGACACUCGUACCUGGUGCUGCACAGCGGGUUGGAGGAGCAAGCCCACCUCCACCUGGGGGGGGAUGAAGGGGCCGGGACUCCCUGCAGGACGUGCACCCUCCUCUCCACCCAGCUGAGCUCGCUGCUGGGCGAGCGCCCCAUCACCCACUGCAACAAGUCCAACCUCCUCCUGGACUGCUUCCCCUGCAGCCUCACCUACCACGAGGGCAGUGUAGCCUUGGCCUUUACAUGGGCCCAGCCUGGCUCUGGUCCCAUGCCCAAACUCUACCAUAAGGGCAAGAGGAAGAUUUGGGCGAGCCAGCGGGACCUGUCAUGGGCCAGCUUCAACACUGGUGACUGCUUCCUCCUAGACCUGGGACAGACCCUCAUGGUCUGGUGUGGGGCCUGGAGCAAUGUCCUGGAGCACAGCAGGAUGCAGGAGCUGGCUGCUGCCAGCCGUGACAGUGAGCGGGGUGGCAAAGCACAUCUGGAGAUUGUGGCUGAUGGUGAGGAGCCACCUGAGAUGGUCCAGGUCUGUCCCCACUGGGCAGAGAGGGGCAGCUGGGUGUCCCUGGGGUGGCUCUGUGACCCCCCAGUCUCAUCUCGCACCCCUUGCAGGAGGGCAGCCCUGAGGAGGAGGUGGUGGCUGACCAGAGCAGCACAGGGGCAGCUGUCCCCUACAAUGCAAGGACACGGUGGCACACUACUAAUGGCACCAGGGCUGGGCAUGCCAAAGUGUCACCAUGGGGGGCACAGGAGGUACAUGAGGCUGGGCACAGCCAGGGUACACCAUGAUAGCCCUCCAGGAGUACAUGAGGCUGGACAUGACAGAGACUGGCCUGAGUGGCUGACAUCCCCCUCUGCAAGGUGCAAGGACAAUGAGUGGGAAUGCCAGGUGCCUCUGAGGGUGGCUGAAGAGGUGAUCGCCCGCAUGGUACCCCUGCCCCAGACACAGGUUGGGGCAGGGGGGGAGGGAUGCCCAAGGGCUGACAUGGGAGCCAUCACCCCUUCCCAAUUCCUGUCCCUGUCCCCAAAGGUGGAAAUCCGGCCCCAGGGCUGCGAGACACCCAUCUUCAAGCAGUUCUUCACCAGCUGGAAAUGAGCAGCAGGUGCCAAUGGGGCGGUGCCCUGGUCACGGGGUGUGAGCAGGCCUGUGCAGCUGUGCCAGCUCCCAGCAAUGGCUGUGCUCUGUUCAGCUGGCCCUGUCACCGUGCCAUCCCUGUCCCUGUGCCUUUGCCCACCACAUCCCCAUGCUGUUGGCAUUCACAUCCUUGUGCAUCACAUCCUUGACAUCCCACACCAAGCCCAUGCCAUCUCUACUGCUGUGAUGUCCCUGUGUCUUUGCCCGCACUAUGCCCAUACCAGGCUCAUCUCCAUGCCAUCCACAAGACCUAUCCCUGUGCCAUUCCCAUGCCCACACCAUGCCCAAGGUCCUGCCAUCUUCCUCUCCACGCCAGUCAUUCACCUCCUUGUGCCAUGCCCAUGUCCACCCCAUCCCCAAGCCCAUGUCAUGUCUGCCCCUGUGCAUGACAAUGCCCUGCCAUCCCUGUGCCUUUGUCCACCCAUGCCCACAUCAUUCCUGUCUGCCCCUUUGCCAUUCUAAUGCCCAUGGCACUUCAUUCCCCAUUCCCAUGCCCAGCCUGUGUCAUGCCCAUGCCCAUCUCCAAGUAUGGAGAGGUCCUUUCCCAUGCCAUCCCAAUCUCCUCACCAUACCCAAACCCACAUCAUUCCUGCCCCUCUGCCAUCCCAUCAUCCCAAUUCCUUUGCCCACCCCAUGCUUAUCUCCAUCUCCACCAUCCCAAGCCCAUGCCAUGCCCACAAGUCACUGCAUCCCCACACUGCUGCCACAGCCUUGCCACCUGCAUGUCAUCGCCACCUUCUUCCGUGUGCCUGUGCCACACUGUGCCCAUGCUGUGCCCACACAUCUACCCUGCACCCAGGUCCUGGUGAACAAAGGGACAGUGCCAUGUCCUGAUGGGUAUGGUGCCAGCCCUGGGUGUGGGGAGGCAUGAGGGGACUCAGACAGGACAGGGCAGUGCCAGUGCAGGGGGUGAAGUGUCCCCAGCAUCAUGGUGUGAUGCCACCCUACAUAUGUCAUCAGUUCUGUGCCCCAUGGAGGGAUGCCCAUGGCCAUACAACGACCCCAGGUCCUUGUGUGAGCACCUGGGCCCAUGUGCUUGAGAAGGGUGGGGGAUGGCCUGUGGCACCCAUUUGGCUGUCCCCAGAUCCCUCAUGUCUCCAAAUGUCCAGUAUACCUGCAAUCCACCCUCUGCUCUCUCCACAGUCCCUGCACCCCCAAUAUUCCCAGUGUCCUCAAACCACCAGCACCACCAGCCACAAAGCCCCUCUCCACCCUGGGGCCACCCCAGAUCCCAGGACCCCAACCACUGCAGGCUGCUUUCCCCCUCAUUAGACUCAGAUAAUUAGUGUUGAGACUAAUUAUAUCCCCAGUCAGCCCCACCAGGAUCCUGCUACAUCCAUCACCAAAGAAAAGCCCUUUAUUGUAGCUGGGGAGGGCCUGCGGGGAGCAAGGAGAAGAAGGAGCUUGGGGGAGGGACUCAAGAGAAGCCACCGUGUCCCCCUGCACCUGCAGGAAGGAUGGGUGAGUUGGGACCCUCCAGCCCUUUCUCUCCUUCUAUUCCUAAAGUGACACCAGGGUGGGAAACUCCGUGUGUGGGACGGGCUGGGCUGGGCUUUUCCUUGUUCACAGUGAGUUUGGGGGAAUGGGGAGGGGGGUCCCACCUGCUCAGCCUGGCUGGAUCUGUGCUGCAGGGGAGGUUAUUCACUCCCAGUUCAAAUCCCUGGAGCAUGUUUGGGGUGAGGGAAGGG